Glycine soja is the source of this 1049-nucleotide messenger RNA. Its product is annotated as nuclear transcription factor Y subunit C-1-like. The transcript has 2 exons. The record is from RefSeq and is a predicted model, not a curated record. Lineage: Eukaryota; Viridiplantae; Streptophyta; Magnoliopsida; Fabales; Fabaceae. Gene Ontology annotation, molecular function: DNA-binding transcription activator activity, RNA polymerase II-specific; DNA binding; protein heterodimerization activity. Gene Ontology annotation, biological process: regulation of DNA-templated transcription. Gene Ontology annotation, cellular component: nucleus. Bases 132 to 800 code for a protein of 222 amino acids.
CUUAACCUAGGGUAGUAGGUCCUGUCCGUUGUUUAGCUUAUCCCAACACAUAGUUUUAAUUUUCCAAUCAAUUCCAUCCAUCGGGUCUCUCUGUCUCUCUCGGAUCAUCAAAAUCAGAAAGAAUUGGGGGAAUGGAGAACAACCAGCAACAAGGCGCUCAAGCCCAAUCGGGACCGUACCCCGGCGGCGCCGGCGGAAGUGCAGGUGCAGGUGCAGGUGCAGGCGCGGCCCCGUUCCAGCACCUGCUCCAGCAGCAGCAGCAGCAGCUGCAGAUGUUCUGGUCGUACCAGCGGCAAGAGAUCGAGCACGUGAACGACUUCAAGAACCACCAGCUCCCCUUGGCCCGCAUCAAGAAGAUCAUGAAGGCCGACGAGGACGUCCGCAUGAUCUCCGCCGAGGCCCCCAUCCUCUUCGCCAAGGCCUGCGAGCUCUUCAUCCUCGAGCUCACCAUCCGCUCCUGGCUCCACGCCGACGAGAACAAGCGCCGCACCCUCCAGAAGAACGACAUCGCCGCCGCCAUCACUCGCACCGACAUUUUCGACUUCCUCGUCGACAUCGUCCCCCGCGACGAGAUCAAGGACGACGCCGCGCUCGUCGGGGCAACGGCCAGUGGGGUGCCUUACUACUACCCGCCCAUUGGCCAGCCUGCCGGGAUGAUGAUUGGCCGCCCCGCCGUCGAUCCCGCCACCGGAGUUUAUGUCCAGCCGCCCUCCCAGGCCUGGCAGUCCGUCUGGCAGUCCGCCGCCGAGGACACGCCCUACGGCACCGGUGCCCAGGGGAACCUUGAUGGCCAGAGCUGAGCGACAACCAUGCCGAAACGGACUGUCAGGAGUUAUGAAGAUUCUGAACUUGCUUGGAAUUUUGAUUGCUUGCAAUUUGGAAAUGGUUUUGUUAACUAAAUUUUUAUGGGAUGACACUAUGAACCUGUUAACUCGAUGAACAGCAUGAUUUAACUACUUCUGUACAAAAAUUUAAAACUAAACAAUGAUCCUUCUGUGUGAACUUGUUUGAUCAUCUGCUAAUACUAUUUAUUUCCUCGUAAGUAUCCC